AUGCUGCGUAGCGUAGUGGUGUUGGUAACAGGCGCCAGCUCAGGUAUAGGAGCUGCGAUUGCCCAGAAAUUUGCUGAAGAAGGAGCUGAUGUAGCAAUAGUAGGAAGAAAAGUGGAUAAAUUGAGGAAUGUCUCCGAAAACAUUGCAAAGGUCGGUAACAAGCCGCUAGUAAUAGUCGCUGAUGUGACGAAAGAAAGUGAUGGUCAAAGAAUCAUCGACGACACUCUAAAACAAUAUGGAAAGCUCGAUGUACUGAUCAACAACGCAGGCAUUGGUGGAGCAUCUAACAUCUUAGAGGAAGAUGCAAUGACAGCAUUUGACCGUAUUAUGGCAACCAACCUUCGCUCAGCUGUGUACCUGACCCAUCUAGCUGGCAAGCACCUGUUUGAAACGAAGGGAAAUAUUAUAAAUAUCUCCAGUGUGGCUGGACAGCAAGCUAUGGCACAAGCAUUCGCUUACUGCACGUCUAAAGCUGCACUCGAUCAUUUCACAAGAUCAGUGGCACUUGAAUUCGCUUCGAAUGGAGUUCGCGUGAAUGCUAUUUGCCCUGGUCCUGUGAAGAGCGAUAUCUUUGAAAAUGUGGGUUUCAGCGCAGAAAUUAUACCAGCUUUGUGGGACAUGAUGCUUCAAAUGACACACCUUAAAAGGAUAAGCGAUCCGCUGGAAAUUGCUGAACUGGCAUGCUACUUGGCAAGCGAUAAGGCUGUUGGCAUUACGGGGUCAAUAUUUGUCAGUGAUAAUGGGGUUCUGCUGGGUUCUAAUGCUAAAUCUUAAUUUGUAGCUUAUUGCCUAUUUUAGAGAGACGUUGUUAAUCGUGGUUGUAUUUUAAGGACAUUAAAUGCUGGCUAAGGACUGUU
Molecule: messenger RNA, 857 nt
Organism: Ostrinia nubilalis (European corn borer)
Lineage: Eukaryota; Metazoa; Arthropoda; Insecta; Lepidoptera; Crambidae
Exons: 2
Coding region: 1-774 (257 amino acids)
Molecular function (GO): oxidoreductase activity
Source: RefSeq, a predicted model, not a curated record